This is a messenger RNA of Camelina sativa (false flax), 1501 nucleotides long. Its product is annotated as 2-oxoglutarate and iron-dependent oxygenase domain-containing protein ICU11. Lineage: Eukaryota; Viridiplantae; Streptophyta; Magnoliopsida; Brassicales; Brassicaceae. The record is from RefSeq and is a predicted model, not a curated record. Gene Ontology annotation, molecular function: iron ion binding; oxidoreductase activity, acting on paired donors, with incorporation or reduction of molecular oxygen; L-ascorbic acid binding.
UACCACGUUUUUUUUAUUUUUACCUUUGAGGAGAGGUUCUAUAAAAAAUCCGAAACCCUAACCUCUCAAACAAACCAUCUUCAUCUUCUUUCCACUCAUCCAAACCUAAACCCUAGAAUGCGUAUCGCUUUCUUGACCUGAAUGUGCAAUCAAACUCAUCUUAGAUCUAUGGCUCUCGUUUCUUCCGGAAAACAAUCUGAGCAGCAGCAAGAACCACCGCGACCCUCCUCUGGAAACGGCGAGGCAAGAUUGAAACUUCGGAGAACCCCUAAAGAAGAACAUGAGCCUGAGAACUAUGAAGAUCUACCUUUGGACUUUAGCCCGUCUCUGUUCAGCUCCCUUGAGCGUUACUUACCCGAGCAGAUUCUCAAUUCCACUCGAAUCGAUAAAGCUAGUUUCAUGAGAGACCUUCUUCUCCGAUACUCCCCUGACACUGAGCGAGUUCGGAUUAUGAGGCAUAACGAAUACAGGAAAAAAAUCUUGUCUUCUUACCAGCGUCUGCAUGGAGAGAUCUAUACUCUUGACCCUACAAGUUUCUUUGUGCCUUCGUUUAUUAGAGCUUUUACUCAGAAGUCGGAGCAGAGUUUUAGAAACAUGAUGGUUGAGUCCGCUCCUGGGAUUUUCACUUUUGAAAUGUUUAAGCCACAGUUUUGUGAAAUGUUACUAGCAGAGGUUGAACAUAUGGAGAAAUGGGUUUAUGAUUCAAGAUCCACAAUAAUGAGACCUAAUACGAUGAACAAUUUUGGUGUGGUUCUUGAUGAUUUUGGCUUUGAUAGGAUGCUUCAGCAGUUGGUUGAGGACUUUUUAAGUCCUAUAUCUCAAGCUCUGUUCCCAGAAUUCUGUGGAUCCGCUUUAGAUUCUCACCAUGGCUAUGUUGUUGAAUAUGGAAAAGAUAGGGAUGUUGAUCUUGCGUUCCAUGUGGAUGACUCAGAGCUUAGUUUAAAUGUCUGCUUGGGUAAACAGUUUUCCGGUGGGGAGCUGUUCUUUCGAGGUGUGAGAUGUGAUAAUCAUGUGAAUUCCGGUAGUAGUGAAAAGGAAGUUUAUGAUUACUCUCAUGUACCUGGCCAUGCCAUUCUUCAUCGUGGACGUCAUCGCCAUGGUGCUAGAGCUACGACUUCAGGACACCGAGCCAACUUGAUUUUGUGGUGUAGAAGCUCAACUUUUCGGGAGAUGAAGAAUUAUCAGAAAGAUUUUUCAAAUUGGUGCGGAGGAUGCAAACUUGAGAAAGUGAGAAGACAACGUGAGUCGGUUAUUGAAACUAAAGAGAUGCUGGCUAGGAGAGCUGCAGAGAAGACACUUGUUGAGCUGGCUUCAAAAUCAUGUGCCGACUAAACAAAACAAGGACAUGUCAAAAACCUCUUCUUUGUAUUAAAUCAUCUCAGUGGCUAUGUGUAUAGAGGCAAGUGAAACCGUUUGUUUGUAAGCAAGCAUUAGAUACCUUUGUCAAGGGUAAAUUUUUGUUCCAUUUUUCAGAUUGCUGUAACAACAAUAAAUUUCUUUA